Messenger RNA from Nothoprocta perdicaria, 6868 nucleotides. It is a transcript of the gene TTBK2, whose product is annotated as tau tubulin kinase 2. Bases 71 to 4066 code for a protein of 1331 amino acids. Gene Ontology annotation, molecular function: ATP binding; protein serine/threonine kinase activity. Gene Ontology annotation, biological process: peptidyl-serine phosphorylation; signal transduction; cilium assembly. The transcript has 15 exons. The record is from RefSeq and is a predicted model, not a curated record. Gene Ontology annotation, cellular component: nucleus; ciliary transition zone; cytoplasm. NCBI's taxonomy places the organism in Eukaryota, Metazoa, Chordata, Aves, Tinamiformes, Tinamidae.
UGGGAUCUGGAUGCUUUUUUCUGACGUAGCCUUUGCGUAGCAGCUCCGUCCCUCCCGCCAGGAAGCUGCAAUGAGUGGAGGAGGGGAGCAGCCAGACAUCCUCAGUGUGGGAAUCUUGGUCAAGGAAAGAUGGAAGGUGUUGAGGAAAAUAGGUGGCGGAGGCUUUGGAGAAAUCUACGAUGCGCUGGACUUGCUGACCCGGGAAAACGUGGCGUUGAAGGUCGAGUCAGCCCAGCAGCCAAAGCAGGUCCUGAAAAUGGAAGUAGCUGUGCUGAAGAAAUUGCAAGGGAAAGAUCAUGUUUGUAGAUUCAUCGGAUGUGGAAGGAAUGACAGAUUUAACUACGUGGUCAUGCAACUUCAGGGUCGGAACUUGGCAGACCUGCGUCGGAGCCAGUCUCGAGGAACAUUCACCAUCAGUACCACUCUGCGGCUUGGCAAGCAGAUUUUGGAGUCUAUUGAAAGCAUUCACUCAGUGGGAUUCCUGCACAGAGACAUAAAGCCUUCCAACUUUGCAAUGGGACGUUUUCCUAGCACCUGCAGGAAGUGCUUUAUGCUGGAUUUUGGCUUGGCUCGACAAUUCACCAACUCAUGUGGGGAUGUCAGACCACCACGCGCUGUUGCUGGUUUCCGAGGAACGGUCCGGUACGCAUCAAUCAACGCUCACAGAAACAGAGAAAUGGGGCGGCAUGAUGACCUCUGGUCCCUGUUUUACAUGUUGGUGGAGUUUGUGGUUGGACAACUGCCUUGGAGAAAAAUAAAAGAUAAGGAGCAAGUGGGAUCCAUUAAAGAAAGGUAUGAGCACAGACUUAUGUUGAAACAUCUCCCUCAAGAAUUCAACAUCUUUCUGGAUCACAUUUCUAAUUUAGAUUACUUUACAAAACCAGAUUACCAGCUUCUCAUGUCUGUAUUUGACAACAGCAUGAAAACGUUUGGGGUUAUUGAAAGUGACCCUUUUGACUGGGAGAAGAGUGGAACUGACGGCUCUCUGACAACAACAACAACUUCAACUACACCUCAGUUACACACUCGGCUGACUCCAGCUGCAAUUGGAAUCGCCAAUGCCACCCCCAUCCCAGGAGAUCUGCUGCGGGAAAACACAGAUGAAGUGUUUCCUGAUGAACAACUCAGCGAUGGAGAGAAUGUUAUUCCAGUUGGUGUCUCACCAGAGAAACUACCUGGGUCCCCAGGGCAUCAGCGUCCUCAGGAAAAAGAUGUCUGGGAAGAAAUGGAUGCAAACAGGAACAAAAUAAAACUGGGGCUCUGUAAGGCUGCUACAGAGGAGGAGAACAGCCAUGGGCCAGUGAACGGGAUGCUUAAUGCACCGAGCCUGGGCUCGCCCAUUCGUGUCCGCUCAGAGACCACCCAGCUGGACAGAGAUGUCCCCCUGGUGCGAAAGCUGCGCUCGAUCCACAGCUUCGAACUGGAGAAGCGGCUGACGCUGGAGUCCAAGCCAGACACUGAUAAAUUUCUUGAGACCUGUUUGGAGAAGAUGCAGAAAGAUUUGAAUGCUGCAGCGGAGACUGCUGUUGCUGCUGUUCCUCCUCUUGCUCAGAAAAUACCUGUUCCUGCUCCAGCGGCUGCCCGCAUGGACCAUGUUUGGCACUAUGAUGAAGAAUAUCUUCCAGAUGCCUCAAAGCCUGCGUCAGCUAGUUCUCCAGAACAGGUUGAUGGUGGUGUUAGCAAUGGAUUUGUAGCUGUCAACUUAAGCUCCUCCAGGCAGGAGGUUGAUUCUAAAGAGUGGGUGAUAAUAGAUAAGGAACGGGACUUGCAGGGUUUCAGGACAAACGAGGCUGUGGGACACAAAAUGACUGGAAGUCCCUCCGAUGAAGAGCCUGAGGUACUACAAGUUUUGGAGGAGACCCCUCCAGAAGAGCAGCCCAGGCAGGGUGGUUGGGCAGGAAACGGUGUCCGUACGAAGAACCAAACCUCAGGGGUGGACUUAGUUCUAGCCAUGGAGUGUCACCCGGCCGCUUCCGAUCAGCUUACCGAUAAACUGGAACUUUUGGCCGGAGCUGCUGGACAGCUUCUUGCAGCCACCCCUACAAGUCCUAUGGAGGCUCAAGCAGAAGGGGCGCUCACUCCGCUCAACUCAUCUCACAUGCUGCAUUUCUCCACUCCAAGAAUUUCAAGCCCCAUCCUCCGCACCAUGAGCCCUAUAGCCUAUCUGUCCAUCCACUCCGACCCUCUGAGGGAGGCGGCUUUUCCAAGGAGCCAGUCAGCUGAGAGCCGCUCCUCGUCCUCCUGCUCCGCUGGCCGGAGGCAGCUUCCUCUCAUUCCCUGUGGCAACAAGUUCCCCCCUGUCAUUCGCAUCUCAAAAGCACAACUGCAGCAGGUAACAAUACCCAGACCUUCUGUGGCAUCUACACAGUCUGCUUCGGAGAGUUUUCAUUAUGGCCACCAGCUGGAGAAAAGAGACCGUGAUGCUCACUCUAUGGAUCACACUGUGGAACUUGCCUCUCCAAAGGAAAAUUUGCCAGGUUUGGUUGUGACAGAAGAGGCACUUCCCACUAGUGCUGACAGACCAGAUUUGGGAUUUAAUAUCAGCCAAGAGGUACUUGAAGGGGAAAGACAUGGCAAAGAAUGUGUCAGACUCCUGGACUGUGCCCAGAAGGACCUACCUGAUCCGCAUAGCAGGAGACAGGAAGAGAAAGAACUUGAAAAUCUUCCUGUAGAAUCUGGGGGAGAACGGCUUCCAGUGGUUUCUGAGGAUGCCAAUGAAAUGCUAAGCAAAGAACAAAAUUCUUUACCAGGAAAGUCAAAAUCUGUGGAGGAAGAGCCUCUAACCAAUGCUGAAGCUGCUGAAGAAUCAAAGCCAAGGCCUCUCUGCUUGGUGCCAAAUCAGGAUGAGCUUCUGAAAUCCACAGCACCCAAAACACAACAAGUUUCUCCCUCAAGACUUAGCAAUUCACAUACUAAUAGACAGGCAAACAAAAAGGCACCCAUUCAGGAGAACGGUUUUCACAAUAAUAAGGAACAAAUCCAUAUCCAAGACUUGAAAAGCCACCAGUUGGCCCUGACUACUUUUUUGCACCAGGAGGACAAAAAGGAGAAAAAUGCUCCCAGAAAUGGAGAAUUAUUGCACUGCAUUUCAGAGAAUGAGAAUUCUCAUCGAUCUAAAAAGGACUCAGUUAAAUCUCCUUUUACGUUCAGGCAGAGCCGAAUUCCAGUUUUAGCACAAGAGAUAGACUCGUCAGAUUCCUCUUCACCUGUUUCGGCAAAAGAAAAGCUCCUUCUAAAAAAGGCCCAUCAGACAGACUUGGUCAGGCUGCUCGUAGAAAAGAGACAGCUCAGAUCUUUCCUUGGUGACCUCUCAAGUGCCUCUGACAAGUCACUGGAGGAAAAAGUGGCUGCUGCUCCGGUACCGUUUUCCGAGGAUGACGUCCUGUCUUCGUUUUCUAGGUUAACAUUGGACUCGCAUUUCAGCAAGCAGACCGAAGAUAGCUCCUUAUCUCCAAGCAGCCCUCAGUCCAGGAAGAGCAAGAUUCCAAGGCCAGUAUCCUGGGCUACCGCUGAGCAAGUCACCAGUUCGAGUUCAGCCCAGUUCUUUCCUCGGCCCCCACCAGGAAAACCGCCUACUAGGCCUGGGGUAGAAGCUAGGUUACGCAGAUACAGAGUCCUAGGGAGCAGCAGCUCGGACUCGGAUCUUAUCUCGCGCCUGGCUCAAAUACUACAGAACGGAUCUCAAAGACCGCGGAAUUCUACUCAGUGUAAGAGUCCAGGAUCUCCACAUAGUCCAAAAACACCACCCAAAAGCCCUGUUAUCCCCCGGCGCAGUCCCAGUGCCUCCCCUAGGAGCUCUUCCUUACCCCGCACUUCCAGUUCUUCUCCGUCCCGGCCUGGGAGACCCCACCAUGAUCAGAGGAGUUCAUCCCCGCAUCUUGGGAGGAGUAAGUCACCUCCUAGCCAUUCAGGCUCCUCAUCUUCUAGGAGAUCCUGCCAACAAGAGCAUUGCUGCAGCAAACCGAGCAAGAACGGCCUGAAAGGAUCCGGCAGUUCCUUCCACCAUUCCCCAAACACUAAAACUCCCACGGGAAAGAGCAAAUCAGCCAGUAAGCUUAGCAGAUAGGAACUCUGGGCCUUGACAGUUGUAAAGUCUCCUAAAUCCAAUGCAUGUUGUGUCUGUGUACUGUGUAUUUAAAAAAAAAAAAAAAAAUCAAAAAAGUUUAAAAAAAAAAAAAAGUGUUGAAUCUGAGCUUUCAAAAGAAAGUGAACAUCAAAGACUAUUCAUGACAAAACAUACUGUGGAGAAGAGUGGCCAGGCAUUCCCGAAGAACAGGCAGCAAGCAGAUCUGGGGAGGCGAGGUAAAGGCCAGGGAAAGAAUGGCUAGUUAGAUGAAGAGGUGCAGUGUUUUUAAAGUGAAAAAUAUUUCUGAGGUGAGUGUUUUAAAAGGAAAUGUAUUUCUAUGUUUUUAGUUUGUCUAGCUGGAAGAUUUGGCCUAAUUAUUGUAAGGCCUGUCUCGAGGAGUAUACAAGAAAACUUAAAAACUUUAUUCCCAAAAUGACACCCCCACUGGGGAGAUGAGUACCGUUCAGGCAAGUAUUUGUAGUUUUAAAUAAGCACAUGACUUGGAAGAUUAUGGAAUUUCUACCUUAUAAGUCCUUUCCGUUUCGAGCUGCGCAUGUCUCUGAGUCGGUCAGUGCUCACCUUUUCCCAUAUCUGCCAUGGCACAGAACUUCCUCCAUAGAGAAGUACCAUAUUCUGUAUCCCUCUUGAGACUGAUCACAUUUUUAAAAUAAGUAUUAGCACUUGUCAAGAUGCGAAGCUCCAUAGAACAUUUCUUUAGUACUAAUUAGUUGAGAAUUAGCUUCUCGGAUCCUAGUUCUCUCAUACUUCAAAUUCUAAAGAACUCUGUUUGGAUAAGGAAAAAAAAAAUCAUGUUUGGGAAAUGAGAGAUAAAAGAUAUCUGCCCUCCAUGGGAUGUUGCAGAUUUACAGUAAGUUGCAAUGUACAUGAGAAUAGAAGCUAUAAAUAGGAAACAGAAAUCUGUUUUUUAUGUAUUUUUUUCCCUUACCUAAAUGCACAAAGAUCCCUUGUUCCUGCUAGCUAUGGUUAUUCCAUUAGUUAUGAACCACUUAAGCCAUUGAUAUUUUUAAUGGUGUCAAUAUCUUCCUAUUGAAUCCACGCUAAGAAGCUGUAAAAAGCAGAGACGAUUACCAACCUGCUUUUGCUUUAUAUUCCUUUAUAUACACAUGAAAAGUGAAACAUGCCUGAGUUCUCAGAGAUAGGGAGAGUGUCUAUAUUGUGAACUUGGUAGGCUGCAGGUAACAAAAAAUAUGCUCAAAGCCUUACAGAAUCUGGGUAAGAAUAUUAGUUGUCAAAGUAGAAUAUAGAGAAAACAAAUGAGAGAUGUUUUUGAUCUCAGAUUCUUGUCAUUCUUUGUCCAGAUCAUUCCUCGAUAGCCACGUGUCAUUGUCAGUUCAUGGUGUCUAGAUUUCCCAGCUUCUUUUGGUAGUUGCUGCUGGAACUCCUGUGCUGUGCAGGACCUCUGGAGGAAGCCUUUAGCUGUAGCACCCUGGGCUGUGUUGGGAAGAGGACAGUGGGUGGGAAGAGCAGCACACGGGAGAGCAGCCCGAAGGAGGUGCAGCAGCUCUCCCUGGCUGUGCCUGUCCCGGGAGGCUGCUGGUGCAGGAAGCUGGGCGCUUCCUGAUCUGCUUGCUGUGCUCACAUGCCUCUCCAACCACAUCUGUGCUUUUUUAUUUAGCCUCUGCCAAAUGAAUACCUUUGAAUUAAGAAGGGAAUAUUUUGUCUCUGAGCUGACGCAUUUUAAUGCUGCAUUAAAGCUGCCCUGGAGCUGCACUGAAUUUCACUUGCUCUGUCAGACUAUGUUGAUUUUUUUUUCUUACUAUGAAUAUGUAUAUUGUUCUCCAUACAUAAUGUAGCAUAGUGUGGAACCUUAAUUUCAUUCAGGUUUCGAGCACUACAGAGGAACGCAAUAGGUAGGGUAUAUGAUUUUUUUCUGAAGAAACUGUACCAUUGGAAAGUCCUAUUCCCUGUAUUAUAUUGUAAAAUAGGUGCUAUACCAAUAAUUGCAUGUCCUCAUGGUAAAUUAUAUAAUAUAAAUAUUUAUAAAUAUAUAUAUACAUAUGCUUAUAUAAACUCACACUUUCUCAUUUUUCAUUUGUAACUUACGGACCAUAAAUGAUACCAUUCCCUUUCUGUUGGUUCCUGAAUACUCUUGGCACUGUAUCUCCUAUUCCUGAAUAUUUUCUGGAAUGCACCAAGUCCAACAGCCUGCUGCAAGGCUUGGUACGAGAUGGAAGGACUGCUGAUUUCUAUCAAUAUAAGCCCGUGUUUCGUCUUGCAGCUUUCUUUGUUUGAUAUUUUAUGUGUGUUUGCGUAUGAACAGGAACAGAGACUCAAAGGUGUUUUUAUUUUUGAUUACAAAUAGGACUUACGAUUAUUCAUUUUUUAUUUCAUCAUGUGAGUUUUAAUUGUUAUGAAUGCUCCUGAUAUGGGAGCAGUGACAGUCGAUGAAAACCUAAGAGAUGAAUGUGACAACAACAAAUUCCAUCCUUUCCUUCCUGUUUUCCUUUUAUGUUACCCUACAGUAUACAGAAAAAGCGGAUAGGAUCUCCUUGUGACAUUUCUGCCCUGGGUACUGCUGGAAUUAUCAGCUCAUUCUGUUUCUUCUUCUCUCUCUCAUUUCUGAAGAGCAUUUGUUAUGGUCCUACAUUAACAUGGUCAGCUUCAGUGGGUACGAACUUUAUGCAUCCUCCCCUGAAAUACUGAAAUUGACGUGUUUGUAUUUUCUCCCCAGUGUAGCAAAAUCCCCAAACAGGUCAUUGCUGCUAUUGUAGGAAUAGCAUAUAACAUGUAAGCCUUUUUUGUGAUCUCACCAAAAAUGCCAACUUUUGGAUUGUUGCAUAU